Messenger RNA from Blepharisma stoltei, 579 nucleotides. NCBI's taxonomy places the organism in Eukaryota, Ciliophora, Heterotrichea, Heterotrichida, Blepharismidae. The record is from the annotation of a GenBank genome assembly.
AUGGAACAAGUAAACAAAAUUUUACAGGAUCUCACUCAUCGCACCAAAAAUAUGCCAGUUCUCAAAGACAUUUCUGCCAAGACUGGCUUAGAAACAGGGCAAAUAGCUGCUGGUGCUGGAGUUCUUUUACUCCUUUGCAUGCUUUUUGGAUUAGGGGCAGCUCUAAUAACAGAUGCAAUCGCCAUCCUUUAUCCAGCAUAUAUGUCAUUUAAAGCAAUAGAAUCAGCUGAAACUGACGACGACAAACAGUGGCUGACCUAUUGGGUUGUGUUUGCCCUUUUCAAAGUUAUCGAUGACUGGUCUGAAAUUCUGUUUUCCUGGCUACCCUUUUAUUACCCUAUUAAGCUUGCCUUCUUAGUUUUCUUGUUUGCACCACAGACACGUGGAGCUUUGAAAAUAUAUGAAACUGCUAUAAGGCCAAUUCUCCAGAAGCACAUGAAAGAUAUUGAUGAAGGCAUUGACCGUGCUGUCGAUAUCGGGGCAAAGGUGGCUGCAGUAGCUAAAGAGGAAGCUAUUAAACAAGGCACGAAUAUGGUGAUUAAGAAUAUGACCCAGACCCAACAGCAAAGUACUAAUUAA